Molecule: messenger RNA, 2793 nt
Organism: Morus notabilis
Lineage: Eukaryota; Viridiplantae; Streptophyta; Magnoliopsida; Rosales; Moraceae
Product: exocyst complex component SEC6
Exons: 25
Coding region: 237-2507 (756 amino acids)
Biological process (GO): exocyst localization; exocytosis
Cellular component (GO): exocyst
Molecular function (GO): SNARE binding
Source: RefSeq, a predicted model, not a curated record
CCGCGAAGAAAAGAUCAAAACACGGUCGGUAUUUGGUAUUAACUUUCGCUUCCAUCGAAAAUUUUUUUCCAUAACUUGAUUGUUGAUAUCUCAAUCUCGCUCCAUUUCCCAGUCCAAAUGGAAUAAUGGAGCUUCCAAAUCACAAAUUUUUCUUCCUGAAUUUGGUCCCAAAAUCUCUCGCGCAAUCAUAGAUUCUGCGCGCAAAGUAAAGGUUUUUGAGGUGAUUUCCGUACAAGAUGAUGGUGGAGGAUCUCGGCGUCGAAGCCAAGGAAGCGGCGGUCCGUGAAGUCGCGAAGCUCUUGCCGCUGCCGGAGCUCCUACAAUCCAUCGCUUCCAUUAAGGCCGAUUACAUCACUCGCCAGCAGGCAAAUGAUGCACAGCUUAGUACAAUGGUUGCAGAGCAGGUUGAACAGGCGCAAGCUGGUCUUGAGUCACUAGCCUUUUCGGAGAAGACAAUAAACCAUCUUCGUGAUAACUUUCUUUCCAUUGAAAAGUUAUGUCAAGAAUGCCAAAAUUUAAUCGAUAACCACGAUCAGAUAAAGCUGCUUAGCAAUGCGAGGAACAACUUAAAUACUACACUAAAGGAUGUCGAAGGUAUGAUGUCUAUUUCUGUUGAAGCAGCUGAGGCACGGGACUCAUUGAGUGAUGACAAAGAACUUGUCAACACUUAUGAGAGGUUAACUGCUCUUGAUGGAAAGCGGAGAUUUGCAUUAGCAGCUGCAGCAUCACACAAGGAAGAAGUUGGCAGACUAAGGGAAUAUUUUGAAGACGUUGAUCAGACAUGGGAAACGUUUGAGAAGACAUUGUGGGGUCAUAUUUCCAACUUCUAUAAGCUUUCUAAAGAAAGCCCACAAACUCUAGUUCGUGCUUUGAGGGUCGUUGAAAUGCAAGAAAUUCUUGAUCAACAACUUGCGGAGGAAGCAGCUGAGGCUGAGGGAGGUGGUGCUAUGGCUGCAAUUGCAAAUCCUCAUAGAACUGCCAAAAAGUCUACCAAUGCAGUGGCUUCUUCAAGAAAUCUAAGCCAGCAGAAGUUGAAGGUUCAGGGCAAAGGCUAUAAAGACAAAUGCUAUGAACAAAUUCGAAAGACAGUUGAAGGUCGAUUUAACAAGCUUCUUACAGAGCUUGUUUUGAAGGACCUUAAAGCAGCAUUAGAGGAAGCUCGAACGAUUGGAGAAGAGCUUGGAGAUAUUUAUGACUAUGUGGCACCUUGUUUCCCCCCAAGAUAUGAGAUAUUCCAACUUAUGGUGAAUCUAUACACCGAAAGGUUUAUUCAAAUGCUUAGAUUACUCAGUGACAGGGCAAAUGAGUUGACCAACAUAGAGAUAUUGAAGGUAACUGGCUGGGUCGUAGAAUACCAAGAUAAUCUUAUUGGACUCGGAGUUGAUGAGUCUCUGGCUCAAGUUUGUUCAGAGAGUGGUGCAAUGGACCCCCUAAUGAAUUCCUAUGUUGAGAGAAUGCAAGCUACAACAAGGAAAUGGUACUUGAAUAUCCUAGACGCGGAUAAGAUACACCCACCAAAGAAACAUGAAGACGGAAAGCUUUAUACCCCGGCUGCUGUUGAUUUGUUCAGGAUCCUUGGAGAGCAAGUGCAAAUUGUCCGUGAUAAUAGUACUGAUAUCAUGCUUUAUAGAAUUGCUCUGGCAAUAAUUCAGGUGAUGAUUGACUUUCAAGCAGCUGAACGGCAGAGAUUUGAAGAACCUGCUUCUGAAAUUGGUUUGGAACCUCUGUGUGCUAUGAUUAACAAUAAUCUUCGCUGCUAUGAUCUUGCAAUGGAGCUAAGUAAUAGCAUUGUAGAAGCUCUUCCACAGAACUAUGCUGAGCAGGUCAACUUUGAGGACACUUGUAAAGGUUUUCUGGAGGUUGCAAAGGAGGCUGUGCACCUAACUGUUAGUGUUAUAUUCGAAGAUCCAGGAGUACAUGAGUUACUGGUUAAACUUUACCAUAAAGAGUGGUGCGAGGGGCAGGUUACUGAGUAUCUAGUUGCAACUUUUGGUGAUUAUUUUACGGAUGUGAAGAUGUACAUUGAAGAUAGAUCAUUUAGAAGAUUUGUUGAGGCUUGCCUGGAGGAAACAGUGGUUGUAUAUGUUGAUCAUCUUCUAACACAGAGGAGCUACAUUAAGGAGGAGACCAUUGAACGAAUGAGAUUAGACGAAGAGGUUCUUAUGGACUUUUUCAGGGAGUAUAUAAGUGUUACCAAAGUUGAAGGUCGGGCCAGAAUACUAAGUGAUUUAAGGGAACUUGCUUCAGCAGAGAGCUUGGACACCUUCACCCUCAUAUACACAAAUAUUCUUGAACAUCAACCGGACUGCCCGCCUGAGGUUGUUGAGAAACUUGUUGGGCUUAGAGAAGGAAUACCACGGAAAGAUGCCAAAGAGGUUGUACAAGAGUGCAAAGAGAUAUAUGAGAAUUCUCUGGUCGAUAAGAACGCCCCAAAAGCUGGUUUUGUUUUCCCAAGAGUGAAGUGUUUAUCGGCUUCCAAGGGAUCCUUAUGGCGAAAGCUGACUUAGUAGGGUUCUUGGAAAGAAAGACUGCCAGAUAUGUGUUUAUAAUCUUUAUGGUUGACAGGCUCGUUUUCAUUUAUUGUUAUUGUUACUUGUAUGCGGCCUUCUUUUUUUCCCAGGGCUAAUUCCGUGUUCUGGUUCUUGGUUUGUACAUGAAAUUUAAUAUGCGAAUGACACCCUUGUUGUAUUGUAACUUAUGAGGGAAGGAAAAUAUUUCUAGGGUGGAUUUAGUGGAAUAUCUUGGGCAUCUGUGUAAUUCCCCCAUCAAUGGAUCUAUAAUCUUCGUUGUUCA